Cynocephalus volans (Philippine flying lemur) is the source of this 2769-nucleotide messenger RNA. It is a transcript of the gene GRM7, whose product is annotated as glutamate metabotropic receptor 7. Gene Ontology annotation, biological process: G protein-coupled glutamate receptor signaling pathway; regulation of synaptic transmission, glutamatergic. Gene Ontology annotation, cellular component: plasma membrane. The transcript is spliced from 10 exons. Bases 1 to 2769 code for a protein of 922 amino acids. The record is from RefSeq and is a predicted model, not a curated record. Gene Ontology annotation, molecular function: group III metabotropic glutamate receptor activity. Lineage: Eukaryota; Metazoa; Chordata; Mammalia; Dermoptera; Cynocephalidae.
AUGGUCCAGCUGGGGAAGCUGCUCCGCGUCCUGACUUUGAUGAAGUUCCCCUGCUGCGUGCUGGAGGUGCUCCUGUGCGCGCUGGCGGCGGCGGCGCGCGGCCAGGAGAUGUACGCCCCGCACUCGAUCCGGAUCGAGGGGGACGUCACCCUCGGGGGGCUGUUCCCCGUGCACGCCAAGGGUCCCAGCGGAGUGCCCUGCGGCGACAUCAAGAGGGAGAACGGGAUCCACAGGCUGGAAGCGAUGCUCUAUGCCUUGGACCAGAUCAACAGCGAUCCCAACCUACUGCCCAACGUGACGCUGGGCGCGCGGAUCCUGGACACUUGUUCCAGGGACACUUACGCGCUCGAACAGUCGCUCACUUUUGUCCAGGCGCUCAUCCAGAAGGACACCUCCGACGUGCGCUGCACCAACGGCGAGCCCCCGGUUUUCGUCAAGCCGGAGAAAGUAGUUGGAGUGAUUGGGGCUUCGGGGAGUUCGGUCUCCAUCAUGGUAGCCAACAUCCUGAGGCUCUUCCAGAUCCCCCAGAUUAGUUAUGCAUCAACGGCACCCGAGCUAAGUGACGACCGGCGCUAUGACUUCUUCUCUCGCGUGGUCCCACCCGAUUCCUUCCAAGCCCAGGCCAUGGUAGACAUUGUAAAGGCUCUAGGCUGGAAUUAUGUGUCUACUCUCGCAUCUGAAGGAAGUUAUGGAGAGAAAGGUGUGGAAUCCUUCACGCAGAUUUCCAAAGAGGCAGGUGGGCUCUGCAUUGCCCAGUCCGUGAGAAUCCCCCAGGAGCGCAAAGACAGAACCAUUGACUUUGAUAGAAUUAUCAAACAGCUCCUGGACACCCCCAACUCCAGGGCCGUCGUGAUUUUUGCCAACGAUGAGGAUAUAAAGCAGAUCCUUGCAGCAGCCAAAAGAGCUGACCAAGUGGGCCAUUUUCUUUGGGUAGGAUCAGACAGCUGGGGAUCUAAAAUUAACCCACUGCACCAGCACGAAGAUAUUGCAGAAGGAGCCAUCACAAUUCAGCCCAAGCGAGCAACUGUGGAAGGGUUUGAUGCCUACUUUACGUCCCGCACACUUGAAAACAACAGAAGAAAUGUGUGGUUUGCUGAAUACUGGGAGGAAAACUUCAACUGCAAGUUGACAAUUAGUGGGUCAAAAAAAGAAGACACAGAUCGCAAAUGCACAGGACAGGAGAGAAUUGGAAAAGAUUCCAACUAUGAGCAGGAGGGUAAAGUUCAGUUCGUUAUUGAUGCAGUCUAUGCUAUGGCUCAUGCCCUUCACCAUAUGAACAAGGAUCUCUGUGCUGACUACCGGGGGGUCUGCCCGGAGAUGGAGCAAGCUGGGGGCAAGAAGUUGUUGAAGUAUAUCCGCAAUGUCAAUUUCAAUGGUAGUGCUGGCACUCCAGUGAUGUUUAACAAGAACGGGGAUGCACCUGGUCGUUAUGACAUCUUUCAGUACCAGACAACAAACACCACCAACCCUGGCUACCGUCUGAUCGGGCAGUGGACAGAUGAACUUCAGCUCAACAUAGAGGACAUGCAGUGGGGUAAAGGAGUCCGGGAGAUCCCCCCCUCGGUGUGCACACUACCCUGUAAGCCCGGGCAAAGAAAGAAGACGCAAAAGGGAACCCCUUGUUGCUGGACCUGUGAGCCCUGCGAUGGGUACCAGUACCAGUUUGAUGAGAUGACAUGCCAGCAUUGCCCCUACGACCAGCGACCCAAUGAAAACCGAACCGGCUGCCAGGAUAUCCCCAUCAUCAAACUUGAGUGGCACUCCCCCUGGGCUGUUAUCCCCGUCUUCCUGGCAAUGUUGGGGAUCAUCGCCACCAUUUUUGUCAUGGUGACUUUCAUCCGCUACAAUGACACGCCCAUCGUCCGGGCAUCUGGGCGGGAACUCAGCUACGUUCUGUUGACGGGGAUCUUUCUUUGCUAUAUCAUCACUUUCCUAAUGAUAGCCAAACCUGAUGUGGCGGUGUGCUCUUUCCGGAGAGUUUUCUUGGGUUUGGGUAUGUGCAUUAGUUAUGCAGCUCUCUUGACCAAAACCAAUAGGAUUUAUCGCAUAUUUGAACAGGGCAAGAAAUCGGUGACAGCUCCCAGACUGAUAAGCCCGACGUCUCAGCUGGCAAUCACUUCCAGUUUAAUAUCAGUUCAGCUUCUAGGUGUUUUCAUUUGGUUUGGUGUCGACCCGCCCAACAUAAUCAUAGACUAUGAUGAACAUAAGACAAUGAACCCUGAGCAGGCCAGGGGAGUUCUCAAAUGUGACAUUACAGAUCUCCAAAUCAUUUGCUCCUUGGGAUAUAGCAUUCUUCUUAUGGUCACAUGUACUGUGUACGCCAUCAAGACUCGGGGUGUACCAGAGAAUUUUAACGAAGCCAAGCCCAUUGGAUUCACUAUGUACACGACAUGUAUAGUAUGGCUUGCCUUCAUUCCAAUUUUUUUUGGAACGGCACAAUCAGCAGAAAAGCUCUACAUACAAACUACCACGCUUACAAUCUCCAUGAACCUAAGUGCGUCAGUGGCGCUGGGGAUGCUAUACAUGCCGAAAGUAUACAUCAUCAUUUUCCACCCUGAACUCAAUGUCCAGAAACGAAAGCGAAGCUUCAAGGCGGUAGUCACAGCAGCCACCAUGUCAUCACGGCUGUCACACAAAUCCAGUGACAGACCCAACGGUGAGGCAAAGACAGAACUCUGUGAAAACGUAGACCCAAACAACUGUAUACCACCAGUAAGAAAGAGUGUACAAAAGUCUGUUACUUGGUACACUAUCCCACCAACAGUAUAG